CUAAGCCCUGUGGCCAAGCUGCCUAUGUACCCAGGAUAGGGCCCAACUCUACCUGGGGCCAAGCCUUGAGGGUGACUCUUUCUAGAGAUCCAGCUGUCCAGAGGGCAGAAAGGUGGCCGGACCCUCAGGCAGCUGAGGCCACUGCCGGAGUUGCUGUAAUGGAAACUUCUCGGCUGGUCUGCAAGCAGCAGCAGCUCCGGUUCCCGCCCUGUGUGGGGCUUUGAUCACCAGCGGCUUGCGGGGCAGGUCAGGUGGGCCCGCACAUGCAGGAAGGCUACAGCACUGCUGGAGCCCAGGACCAUGCUCCAGUAAAUGAGGACUGCAGCUCGAGUCUCGCGCCACAGCUCCCGGCCAGAAAACCAACCUCAGACCGGAAAGAAUGAAGAGGACACGUGGGGUUCAGCAACACCCAGGGAGGAGAGAAAGGGUGACAGGAAGUGCCCCCCCUCCAUCCUGAGACAGAGGCAGCCGGAGCGUGGGUCCUGUGGGGCCAAGGCACAGAGGACACCGAGGCGCGUGCAUUUCCGAGAGCCCUUGGAGGUGGCCAUCCACUGUAAGAGGGACACAGGGGCAAGCCCGCCAGACUGGCCGCAAGGGUUGGACAUCGCCAACAGGGAUGCCAAGACCACUGUCAAGGAACUGACCUGCCUGGCCCUCUGGUCAACAGUGCCCAGCCGGUCAGCAUCCCACGGCAGCCCCCUACUCCAGCCCACACCGCACAGAGGCUCUCUGUUCCUGCGACUGUCUGUGUGUGUCCUGCUUGGAGUGGCAUUGGGCCUAUACUGUGGCCGAGCCAGGCCCAUCAUGAUGGCCCUGGAGGACCUCCAGGCCCGACUCCUCGUCCUCAUCCUUCGCCUGUGGCAUAUGGCUCUCACCUGUUGGCGCUGCCUCCUGCAACUCUGACCCACGCUAGACAACCCAUCACCUCUGGAUGGCCCUAGGACCCAUGGUGGGGGAGUCCAGGGUGGUCCUCAGGAUAGCUGACAACCUGGGCAUUGAAGCUGACCCAGGAGAGAGCCCUGCUAGCCAGCACAAUGCAGAGGACCCUGAGGGGCUGUUGCAAGAGAGCCAACUGGGAGAAAGGGU
Molecule: messenger RNA, 1086 nt
Organism: Castor canadensis (American beaver)
Lineage: Eukaryota; Metazoa; Chordata; Mammalia; Rodentia; Castoridae
Source: RefSeq, a predicted model, not a curated record